Molecule: messenger RNA, 23688 nt
Organism: Epinephelus fuscoguttatus (brown-marbled grouper)
Lineage: Eukaryota; Metazoa; Chordata; Actinopteri; Perciformes; Serranidae
Gene: cacna1c
Product: calcium channel, voltage-dependent, L type, alpha 1C subunit
Exons: 52
Coding region: 909-7802 (2297 amino acids)
Biological process (GO): calcium ion import across plasma membrane
Cellular component (GO): membrane; voltage-gated calcium channel complex
Molecular function (GO): high voltage-gated calcium channel activity
Source: RefSeq, a predicted model, not a curated record
CAGGGGCAGCAGAGGCAGAGAGAAGAGAGAGCUCUAACUCCCGAUCAGUGAGACACAGGCAGACAGACAGACAGGCAGGCAGGCAAGCAGACAGACAGGCACACAGACUGACUGACAGACACACCGCCGGACCAUCAUGGACUGGAUCAGGACAGAGAAACCCGUCUCCGGAUGAGACAGGACGGCCUGGCUUCUGUUUUUUGGGGGGACUCUGCUAUAGAUACGUGGAAUAACCGACAACCUAUUGGGAGAUUUAACCCCGUGCUACCCGUGAUGGAAUAUUUACACUCUUCUCAUUUUCUAAUUUUUCUCCUCUUCUCUUCCUCCUCCUUCUCUUCCUCCACCACCACCUCCACCUCCUCUUCUUCAUCCUCUCACAUUUUGACACGCUGCUGAAGAUGCGCACGAAUGCGUCUUUUGCGCACUUCCAUUGCGACCGUCACUGACAGCGCCCGUGCUUUGUAACCUUUUGAAACCUUAUUUUUCUUUCAAGACAACAAGGGAGAGGAGAGAAAGAAACAGGAGAGAAGGAGAGCGAGGUGUGAAUUGAAUUGAACGCGGUGCUGGUCUCAUGUUUCUCGCCUAGGGCCCGGAUGUACCGAGAGAUGCACCGGUGCGUUUUCCCAACCGGUUCCGCCGAAAGCUCCCUCUUUUUUCUCGCCUUCACCUCCAUCAUGGGGAUUAGGUAAUAUUCACUCCAUCCGAAGAAACCCUCCCCAUAAACAAAAAAUAACGGAAUACCCAAGACUGUCCGUGCCAGACAGUUCUUUCUUCUUUUUUCCCCUCUUUUAAUUUCUUUAUUUUUGGGGGGCUUUUUUUCCUCGUUAUUUUCCCUCCGCCUCUCCAGCUUUUUUCCCCCUCUCCCUGUCUCUUCCAUUCACCUAUAGGGAUAACGCCGGACUACAUUUAUGGUAAAUGAAAGCAAAAACAUGUACAUCCCGGAGGACACCCUUGAGAACCAUCAAGGCUCCGACUACUCUCCCCCUCCCCCCCUUCCUCGCCCUCCUCCCCCCGGCCUGACCAAUGAGCACAGUGGCGGUGGCAGCCACGGCGACCAUGGUGGAGGAGGGGGCGGGGUCAACCACGGGGUGGGCGUGGUGGGCCUAGCCCCGGAGCACAUCGCCACACCGGGGGCGGCCCUAAGCUGGCAGGCGGCCAUCGACGCCGCGAGGCAGGCGAAGUUGAUGGGCAACGCCGCAUCAGGCGGAGGGGCGGGGCUCGGGUCAGGAGGGGGCGGGCCCAUCUCCACGGCCAGCUCCACGCAAAGGAAGAGACAACACUAUAGCUCUAAGCCCAAGAAACAGACAACGACGACAGCCACAAGACCUCCACGGGCCCUACUCUGUCUCACACUCAAGAACCCUAUCCGCAGGGCCUGCAUCAGCAUCGUAGAGUGGAAACCAUUUGAGAUCAUCAUCCUGAUGACCAUUUUUGCCAACUGUGUGGCCUUAGCUGUCUACAUCCCCUUCCCUGAGGAUGACUCAAACGCCACCAACUCCAACCUGGAGCGUGUGGAGUAUCUGUUCCUCAUCAUUUUCACGGUGGAGGCAUUCUUGAAGGUAAUAGCCUAUGGACUGCUCUUCCACCCCAACGCCUACCUGAGGAACGGCUGGAAUUUGCUGGACUUCAUCAUCGUAGUCGUAGGGUUAUUCAGCGCGAUCCUGGAGCAGGCCACCAAGGGGGAUGGGGCCACUCCUAUUGGAGGGAAGGCGGCGGGCUUCGAUGUCAAGGCUCUGAGGGCAUUCAGAGUACUCAGACCCCUCAGACUGGUCUCUGGAGUACCCAGUUUACAGGUAGUGUUGAACUCCAUAAUCAAAGCCAUGGUUCCUCUGCUCCAUAUCGCCCUGCUGGUCCUCUUCGUCAUCAUCAUCUAUGCCAUCAUCGGCCUGGAGCUCUUCAUGGGCAAGAUGCACAAGACCUGCACUCACAAGCACACAGGCGCCAUUGUGGGAGACAAGCCGGCACCGUGUGCACCAGACUUAGCUUACGGUCGACACUGUAACCAAAAUGAAACAGAGUGCAGAAUGGGAUGGGAGGGCCCAAACGACGGCAUCACCAACUUUGACAACUUUGCCUUCGCCAUGUUGACCGUGUUCCAGUGUAUAACCAUGGAGGGCUGGACGGACGUGCUGUACUGGGUGAAUGAUGCAGUAGGGUACACGUGGCCCUGGGUGUAUUUUGUCACCUUAAUCAUCAUCGGAUCCUUCUUUGUGCUAAACUUGGUUCUGGGGGUAUUGAGCGGAGAGUUUUCCAAGGAAAGAGAGAAGGCCAAGGCACGUGGUGACUUCCAGAAACUCAGAGAAAAACAGCAGCUGGAGGAGGACCUCAAGGGCUAUUUAGACUGGAUCACUCAGGCUGAAGACAUCGACCCAGAGAAUGAAGAGGAGGGCUUGGAUGAUGACAAACCUAGAAACCUGAGCAUGCCAGCCAGCGAAAAUGAAUCAGUCAACACAGACAAUGCCCCCGGGGGAGACGUGGAGGGGGAGACCUGCUGUACCCGGCUAGCAAAUAGGAUCUCCAAAUCCAAGUUCAGUCGAUACUCUCGGAGGUGGAACAGGCUGUGUAGGAGGAAGUGCCGGGCAGCGGUCAAAUCGCAGGUUUUCUAUUGGCUGGUCAUCUUCCUGGUUUUCCUCAACACCCUGACCAUCGCCUCUGAACAUCACAAGCAGCCUCAGUGGUUAACUGAUGUACAAGACAUAGCCAACAAGGUGUUGCUAGCACUCUUCACUGGUGAAAUGUUGUUGAAGAUGUACAGUCUGGGUUUGCAGGCGUACUUUGUCUCGCUCUUCAAUCGCUUCGACAGCUUUGUUGUAUGUGGAGGAAUCCUUGAGACCAUUCUGGUGGAAACCAAAAUCAUGUCUCCUCUCGGCAUCUCUGUGUUACGUUGUGUACGUUUGCUGCGAAUCUUCAAAAUAACCAGAUACUGGAACUCCUUGUCCAACCUGGUGGCCUCCCUGCUCAACUCUGUUCGCUCCAUCGCUUCCCUAUUGCUGCUGCUCUUCCUCUUCAUCAUCAUCUUCUCCCUGCUCGGCAUGCAGCUCUUCGGAGGGAAAUUCAACUUCGACGAGACCCGACGCAGCACCUUUGACAACUUUCCCCAGUCUCUGCUCACCGUGUUUCAGAUCCUAACGGGAGAGGACUGGAACUCUGUGAUGUAUGAUGGUAUCAUGGCGUACGGUGGACCGUCCUUUCCCGGCAUGCUUGUCUGCAUCUACUUCAUCAUCCUCUUCAUCUGCGGAAACUAUAUCCUACUGAAUGUCUUCUUGGCCAUUGCUGUCGACAAUCUGGCAGACGCUGAGAGCUUGACAUCCGCCCAGAAAGAAGAGGAGGAGGAGAAAGAGAGGAAAAAACUGGCCAGGUUGGCCAGUCCGGAGAAGCGUCAUGACAACGAGAAGCCACCUCUGGAGGAGGAGAAGAAGGAGAAGAUAGAGCUGAAGUCCAUCACUUCUGACGGAGAGACCAACACUGCUGCUAAGAUAAACAUGGAUGACUACUGUGGAGAUGAGAGUGAAGAGAAGAACCCAUACCCUGCCAAUGAUUACAUAGGAGACGAUGAUGACGAAGAGCCAGAGAUGCCAGUGGGCCCGAGGCCACGGCCUCUCUCCGACAUUCAGCUGAAGGAGAAAGCUAUUCCCAUGCCCGAGGCCCGCGCGUUCUUCGUCUUCAGCCACACCAACCAAUUCAGGGUUCUGUGCCAUAAGAUCGUCAACCACAACAUCUUCACAAACCUCAUCCUCUUCUUCAUCCUGCUCAGCAGCAUCAGUCUGGCAGCAGAGGACCCAGUCAAGAACGACUCCUUCAGAAACCAGAUCCUGGGCUAUGCAGACCAUGUCUUUACUGGACUCUUCACCAUAGAGAUCAUUCUUAAGAUGACAGCCUAUGGGGCCUUCCUCCAUAAAGGUUCAUUCUGUAGAAACUAUUUCAAUAUUCUGGACCUGGUGGUGGUCAGUGUGUCCCUCAUCUCCUCUGGAAUACAGUCCAGUGCAAUCAAUGUGGUGAAGAUCCUGAGAGUUCUGCGAGUGCUCAGACCACUGAGGGCCAUCAACAGAGCCAAAGGACUAAAGCACGUAGUGCAGUGCGUGUUUGUGGCCAUCAGGACCAUCGGCAACAUUGUCAUCGUCACCACGUUGCUCCAGUUCAUGUUCGCCUGUAUUGGAGUACAACUUUUUAAGGGAAAGUUCUUCUUCUGUACCGACAGCUCUAAACAGACUCAGGCAGAGUGCAGGGGUUCCUACAUCAUGUACAAGGAUGGUGAUGUGGGGAAGCCUGCAAGAGCCCCGAGAGUUUGGGAAAACAGUGACUUUAACUUUGACGAUGUCCUGCAAGGCAUGAUGGCUCUGUUCGCUGUGUCUACCUUUGAGGGCUGGCCAGGGUUACUGUACCGCGCCAUAGACUCUCACGCUGAGGACGUCGGGCCCGUCUACAACUACCGCGUGGUCAUCUCCAUCUUCUUCAUCAUCUACAUCAUCAUCAUUGCCUUCUUCAUGAUGAACAUCUUCGUCGGUUUCGUCAUCGUCACAUUCCAGGAGCAAGGAGAGCAAGAAUAUAAGAACUGUGAGCUGGACAAGAACCAGCGUCAGUGUGUGGAGUAUGCUUUGAAGGCACGUCCGUUGCGUCGCUACAUCCCCAAGAACCCCUACCAGUACAAGGUGUGGUAUGUGGUCAACUCCACCUACUUUGAGUACCUGAUGUUCACACUCAUCCUUCUCAACACCAUCUGUCUGGCCAUGCAGCAUCAUGGACAGACCAAAGGUUUCAAUGAUGCCAUGAACAUCCUCAACAUGCUCUUCACUGGACUCUUCACUGUAGAGAUGAUCCUUAAACUGAUCGCCUUCAAACCCAGGGGGUACUUUAGUGAUCCCUGGAAUGUGUUUGAUUUCCUCAUCGUAAUUGGCAGCAUAAUAGACGUCAUUCUCAGUGAGAUCAACCCAGCUGACUCCUCCUCGUCCUCGUCCUCCUCCUCUUCGCCCUCCUCCUCCUCCUCUUCCUCCUCUCACCCCCCUGUGGUAAGGCCAAUGGGACUGCAGAACUCUGAAGAGAACGCCAGGAUCUCCAUCACCUUCUUCCGACUGUUCCGCGUGAUGAGGCUGGUGAAGCUGCUGUCUCGCGGGGAAGGGAUUCGGACCCUGCUGUGGACCUUCAUCAAAUCCUUCCAAGCUCUGCCCUACGUAGCUCUGCUUAUAGUGAUGCUAUUCUUCAUAUACGCUGUCAUCGGCAUGCAGAUGUUUGGUAAGAUAGCGCUGCGGGACCACACGCAGAUCAACAGGAACAACAAUUUCCAGACGUUCCCUCAGGCAGUGCUGCUGCUCUUCAGAUGUGCAACAGGUGAGGCAUGGCAGGAGAUCAUGCUGGCAUGCUCGCCCAAUCGGCCGUGUGAGAAAGGAUCAACCAACGAGAACAACACAGGCAAUGAGGACUGCGGCAGCCAGUUUGCCAUCAUUUACUUUGUCAGCUUCUACAUGCUCUGUGCCUUUCUGAUCAUCAACUUGUUUGUGGCCGUCAUCAUGGACAACUUCGACUACCUGACACGUGAUUGGUCAAUCCUGGGGCCGCAUCAUCUCGAUGAAUUCAAGAGGAUCUGGGCUGAAUAUGACCCAGAAGCUAAGGGGAGGAUAAAGCACCUGGAUGUGGUGACUCUGCUGCGGAGAAUCCAGCCUCCCCUCGGCUUUGGAAAGCUCUGUCCGCACAGGGUGGCGUGCAAGCGUCUGGUGUCGAUGAACAUGCCUCUGAACAGCGACGGAACGGUGAUGUUCAACGCCACGCUGUUUGCCCUGGUCAGAACCGCACUCAGGAUCAAGACAGAAGGUAACCUGGAGCAGGCCAAUGAGGAACUGAGGGCAAUAGUGAAGAAGAUCUGGAAGAGAACCAGCAUGAAGCUCUUGGAUCAAGUGGUGCCCCCUGCUGGAGAUGAUGAGGUAACAGUCGGGAAGUUCUACGCUACCUUCCUCAUCCAGGAAUAUUUCCGCAAGUUUAAGAAGAGGAAAGAACAAGGGCUGGUGGCCAAGGUGGCUCCCAAAACUGCCCUCUCUCUGCAGGCGGGCCUGCGGACACUGCAUGACAUCGGUCCAGAGAUUCGGAGGGCCAUCUCUGGAGACCUGACUGUGGAGGAGGAGCUGGAUAAAGGCCUGAAGGAGCCGGUGUCGGCUGCAUCCGAGGACGAUAUCUUCAGGGUAAAGCGUACGGGUGGGUUGUUCAGCAACCACGUCAACUACUACAACCAGAGCGAUGGCCGCAGUUCCUUCCCGCAGUCCUUCACCACCCAGCGUCCCCUGCACAUCAGCCAGAAGGGCUCCCCUUGUGAAGGAGAGAGCCCGUCCCACGAGAAACUCAUGGACUCGACCACUUUCACCCCUUCCUCGUACUCCUCAUCAGGCUCCAAUGCUAACAUCAACAAUGCCAACAACACGGGCAUGGUCGGGGUGGCGACCCAGGGCAUCAGUCGAUUCCCAAGCCCGUCCAUAAGCACUGUGGACGGGCACACAGGACAGCCGCUCACCCCCAUCCUGCUGCCAAGAUCUGCAUGGUGCUUUCCUCCGAAGAGGACGUGUUUUUAUGACACCCUCAUGCGCUCGGACUCAAGUGACAGCCGCUUGCCAAUCAUCCGAAGAGGCGAGGGGUCAACAGAGGAGACAUACGAUGAGAGCUAUGGCGACGACAGGGAGUACCAUGAGGACGACCACUCGCUCUCCUCUGACAUGCUGGUGUAUCAUGAUGAAACAUGUAAGCAGUUGGCUCCCAUGGAGGAAGGAGAGGAUGUAGAAGAGAGAAGAGGAGGAGGGUGGCAGUCUCCGAGGAGAGUCUUCCUCUGCCCCACAACUCUGGGGAGGAGAUCGUCCUUCCAUCUGGAGUGUCUAAGGAGACAGUCAAGGCCAGACAUCUCCCAGAAGACGGCUGUACCGCUACACCUUGUACAUCAUCAGGCUCUGGCAGUUGCAGGGUUGAGUCCUCUGCUAAGAAGGAGUCACUCACCUACCCUCUUCAGCCGGCUGUGCUCCACGCCUCCGGCCAGUCCCACAGCCCUUGGCAGUGAUGCCUCCUACCAGCGAGUGCCCUCUCUGAGGCUAGAGGGCUCCAACUCCCAUGAAAAGCUCAAUACCAGCUUGCCCUCUGUCAACUGUGGGCCUUGGUACAGCGACAGUAAUGGGAACAGCCGAGGGCCCAGUCCUAGCCCCACCCCCAGCGUUUCAGUGUCCAAUCAAAGACCACCACGGCCGGUGUCACUCACAGUGCCCUCGCUACUGGGAAAAGACUCCAGCUCACUGUGCCACGGCAGUGCAGGCAGUCUGGUGGAGGCGGUGCUAAUAUCAGAGGGGUUGGGUCAUUUCGCCCAGGACCCGUCGUUCAUCGAGGUGACCAAAGCCGAGUUGGCAGACGCAUGCGACAUGACCAUCGAGGAGAUGGAGCACGCUGCCAACAACAUUCUCAACGGCAACACCGCCACAAACGCCACAUCCAGCACCUCCUCCACCUCCCAGCACAGCCCCAACGGCAACCUCCUCCCCUUUCACACAGCAGCAGCAGCAGCAGCAGCAGCAGCAGCAGCAGCAACGCACAGGGACCGUGUGGUCAGCGAGGGCGGGGAAGAGGCCGGGGGAAGCAGAGGCUCCAUCCACGGGCCGUCCUCGGUGGAGGAGCGGCAGGAGCUGCUAGCAGGGGGGAGGGGACAAGAGGAGGAGGAGGAGGAAGAGGUGGGAGAGAGGGAGGAGGUACACCACAGAAGCUCAGUUGUGAUUGGAGGAGCACGGCAGAGGAACAGCGGGCCGUUGGAGGACGAGGAUAUGGAGUGUGUGACAAGUUUGUAGGAGUUGGAUUGGCGGGUUCGAUUGGCCAACUGGCCCCUCUGACAUCAUCAGAGACUGACGCUUGUCAGUGCUGGGUAACGGCGCCACAGCUGGCUCUGUCUGUCCCCACCCCUCCCAUGCACACACACACACACACACACACACACACACACACUGUCUGCCUCUCUGCCAGACAUAACUGCUCUGGACAUUGGCGGCCAGUGACGCAACUUUAAACACCUGAUCAUGACUUUGUUGGUUUAUAUGAGUUUGUACGUGUGUGAAUGUUUGUAGUCAAGAAUACCACACUAUACUCUAUAAUAUCUGAGUGUAUGUAUGUGUGUGUGUGUGUGUGUGUGUGUGUGCGUGUGUGCGUGUGUGUGAUCUAUGAUUUUCUCUAUUUGUACGUGUACAUGAGUGCGUGUGUUCUCCACACGUGUCUGAGUGUGUCUCUAAAGUGCCUCACAGUUUUAUCAUGUCCUCAAAGCGUGAAGAGCAGAAAAGUAGAGACAAGCAAAAAAAGUGAGGGGAAAGUAGGGAUGAAGGAAAGGUAGAGAGGAAACAACAGAGGCAGGAAGUCCUUUUAUGGACGUCCCGCAGUCUACAUAGUGUGUUUAUCGUUUUCAUUUCCUAUGCCUACUUUGGUGUUGUUAUUGUUGUUUGUCUGGCCGCCAUAAAGCCAGGUAGGGGACAGCAGACCAGCUUGUGGAGGGGAGGGGUCAGUUAAGGAUUCAAAUCUGACCGCACCCACUUGUGGUCAAAGGUCAACUCCUCCUUCUCGGUUCACUGAUGAUGAAGCGCUGUAUUGAGUAAACGGGGGCGAGGAAAACCCUGUUUGAAAUCUCAUUUCUCUUCCUCUUCCAAAGCUAAAGGAACCUUGGAGCACAGCCCUGCCAGCCUGGGGGUGGCAUUAAGGUGACACACCACCCCCAGCCAAAGGGGGGGGGGGGGGGAUUUGAGGGAUGGACAAACAGCCACAACAGGGCUUCUGUAGGGGGCCACGGGCAGAGAGAGACACUCUCUGACCAACAGGAAGCUAGCCAGCUCUUUUAUCUGCUGGUCGAUAAGACGCCAGCGAGAGACAAACUCACCUCGUUCGUCACCUUGAUCUGGCUUCGCCUCCUCUGCCGCUUUUCCUCGUUUGGCCACACCCACUUCCUGCCCCAAACAGGAAAUGGGAGGAGCAUUUGGUGGCUAAGCAGAGACAGUGAGCCCCCUUUUCUGCCUCAUACCUCGCCGUUCCUCACUCCUCCCUCUCUCCUUCCUCCCUCCUCUUUGGUUAUUCCAACGCCCCUCUCCCUCCAUCGCUGGGUUUUUGCUUUUUCAGCCCUCGGGAGGCGAGUGUGUCGAACAGGGCAACAGAGGCGGAGGGUGGAGGAGCGGACGGGAGUGACCCGAUUGAAAAGAAAACAGACUCUGGGCAUGGAUCUACAGACGAUCUAUCCGUCAAUCAACCUCACUUCCUCCUCCGAGACCCUCCUCUUCCUCUCAGCGUGGAAUCCUGUUGGAUUUGCUGCCACACACACUCUCUCUACAGACCACGCCCACUAUGUAUUUAACAGUUCAAUAUUGUGCAAAACUGGCUAGCCAUGACUAUUUUGUUUUAUAUUCAUGAUGUUAUUGGUUUAAUUUAUCCUUGAUUUGUUUGCACAAUCGGGGUGCUGGUCUUAUAAAUGUAUUUUUGCUCGGUUUAUUUUAGGAGAAUUUUAAGAGGUUUUAAGUAUUGAAGCAGGGCGUAGUGUUUGCGUGCGAGUGUAUAAACUAUAUUUGUGCGUGCGGGUGUGUGUCUGCGUUUUAGUACAGGAUGUGUGUACGUACGAAUGUGUGAGAUAGCGUGUGUAUCUAAAAGGGGGGUCUUUCUCUCUAUCAGUAUGCACCUUUUACAGAUUGUAUCUAUUUAUUUAUUUAUUUUUCCCAGAAGAGAAAAAAAUGUGUGCGAGGAUGUGCGUUUGUAUGCGUGCCUGUGUCCGAGUGGUUAGUUAUGUAUUCUAAAAAGCUGAUUUUAAGCCUAGACAGUAAAUUAAGGUAGCAUUACAAGUAUGGUAUUGUGUGUGUGCGAGAAUGUGUGCAAGGGUGUGUGUGAGGAUGCGAGUGUGUGUGUGAUAAUGGGCCUCCUUAACACAGGGUUACCAUGGACAGGCAUGCUUCCAAAGCUUUGUGAUUUCUUUAGCACGGUUUUUACUUUUUAGCCAAGCUGCAGAGUCAGAAGCCACUCUAUCUUUGAAAUUUAGUCAUUGCAUAACUUUCCUUUAUUUCUGUUUAGAGGUAAUUAGGUGUAAGGUCUCCAGCGAGGUCAGAGUGACGGUUCAGUUUACAGUGGUGAUGAGUUUCGGCGUUGCAGCUUGGCCAGAAGGGAACAAGCCUUUUGGCAAAUUGCUGCUUUUCUUCUUUACGGUGGAUGGUUGCUCUGAAUGGUAGAAGCACCAAAUUCACACUGCCACAGUGACGCCUCAUGAAUGAACUGGGGGUGGGGGAGGGGUGACACCCUGAUCGCUUGGCUGUAACGCACCAUAAUCACAUGAUUUCCUCAUUUAAUCAUAGUUUAAACUCCAAAUGAACUAUUAGGGCUGGUGUACAGAUGCUGCAAGACUUCUGAAUCACAUCUCUUUGUCUGAGGUCUGCUCAUAUCACGAAACAUUAUGAUUUAAUGUCAUUGUUAGAAAUAAAACAGCUCCCUGUCUGUAAUAUGAUUUACUGUUAAGUCUAAUUAUACUACAGACAGGCGAUUUACUGUUAACUGAUAAGAUGUGAUAAUUGUUUGGUUAAAUAAUUGGAUGCAGAUCAGAGACCUGUCAGCUCGAGGAUCCCCUGGUGUGAUUUCUGUCUUUUCAUUUUCUUCUAAUGGCUUUUAGGUAGCAUGCUGAGUACUUUUUACUGAACUUUCUCUAUGAUAGUUUGUUUCUCUAUUAGAGUUUGGAUUCACUUGAGAUAAAGGUAUGACCACAGGACCUCAGGCCUCGGUACACCACACAGGGCACAGGUCUCACCUCGGUAUUGUAUCUUCUCUAGAAGAACAUUCCCCAUGUCAGUAUCACAUCCUUGGUACCAGUUGUCACAUUUAUUACAACAACUUUAUCGUAUUCAAGACUGACAUGAUUCAACUCUCUAAAAUGUUAUGUAACAGGUUAUGAUAGCCCCUGAAAUUUGCCACCACAGUCUGGAUGCAAAGACAGCUGGACACUAGGCAGGUGUGUCACAACAUACUCUCACUACCAACUCAUCAGAUACCGACGCCUUGUCAGUGGACCUACACGUCAAACUAUAAGGUACCACUCCAUCGUCAGUUUUUUUGACAUUCAGGGACGGUUUAUCAAUCUAUGCUCAAACCUGCAUUGUGUCUUUGUGAAUUAAACAAAUGUUUUCACAGGAAAUACACACUUUCUCCUCAUUAAAUGCAUACAGUCUUUUGUCAAUAAAUUUAGAACGUAGGUAAUAAAACAACAGAAGCACAUGGUUAGAUUUAGAAAAAAACAUAAUGGUUUGGCUUGAAACUGCUGCGCAUAAAAUUACUUGCAUGAUCGGCACUGCAUGCACAUCUUUGGGCCCGUAGAGCCGGCUACCUCCAUUUAAAGCUCUGCUAACUUGAAUGGGGAUAAAAUGAUUAAAUCCUGAGGCUCCCCUAGAGUUCCCAAAUGUUAUCAGACUGAAUUGAUCAAAUUCUGAUACUGAAACAAGUCAUUUUGUAGGGUUAUGACACUCGAAAAAAUGUCUUUUUCGCCAUGUAAGUCUAUGGGAAAAAGUGUUUUUGUGCCACGUAGCUUCAAAGCAAACACAAUUACGUUGUUUGGCCACUAAAAAAAAUAGCUCGACUGUUGGUUUCACACAGGACACGAACAGCAGCCUCCUGGGUGUAAGUUUGGAGUAUGUUUGACCCAUCCAAGGCAGGUGUUCACAGUGUUUCAAACCCUCGCUAAAGGGUGCCCCAGUGCGUCGAUAUCAGAUGUCAAGGGCCACUGACCAAAUGUCGGUAUUUGAUAAGUUGGGAGAGAGACUGCAGAUACACAUCACAUGACAGUGGAUCUAGUCAAAACCGCAGAAAGAAAUUUUCUAACAAAGUUAAUUAUAUGUUUGAGUUUGAGCACUAAAUACUUUCAAACUUAAACUCUCUGAUUAUAUCUACAGAAAAUCCAAAUAUGUUGCAGUGGAUUUUUUUUUCCUCUGAAAAUCUCACAUUAAAUUCCCACCCAGAGACACUAUCGCAUGUCAACUUAUAGCCAUUAGUUUCCACUUUAAUUUACCAUUAAGGACUAACUGCUGAGCUCUCAUUGCUACAUGUUAAGCAGAGCAGGAUUGUGGCAGGGAAGGGUAUGCAUGAACACACUGCCAUACACUGCAUCCUGUGCCAGUAACAGACUUCUGACAUUAUUAUGCAAACUAAAUGUGAAUGUUGAACGUGUUUUUAGUGGCAGUGCUGCUGUUGUUUUGUGGUUAUGAUCAUACUGCAAACCCUGAAGAAGUCUGUGUUGUCAAAGGAAUACCCUUCCUGACAUUUAGUUUGUUGUUUUAUUCUUUUUCUUUUUUACUUUAGCCUCAUAAACAUCUUCAGCAUUUCUUUUCUUUCUUUCUUUCUUUCUUUCUUUCUUUCUUUCUUUCUUUCUUUCUUUCUUUCAGUUAUUCUAAAAGCACCUCAUUAAAUAAGUAUUGACUUGGUACCAUAAGCUAACAGACUACUUUGCGGCUAGAGGCUCACAUCAGUUUCAGUAUAAGCUGCCUUUUUAAGGUCAGACUUUAAGUCUAAAAGUGAGGAAAGCAGAUUUCAGUAUGGUCAAGCAUGUUAAUGUGUGUGUAGGGAAGCAUCUAGGCUCAGUGUUUUAACCUUAAAGUCAGCACAGUCUCACUUUGUGCUUCUGUUUUUGUUUCCUCUCCUUGUUGAAUCAGCCCUGGUAAAGUAAUUUAACCCUGAAUUCAAAAUUUAUGCCAAUUUACUUAAUAAAUAUAACGUCUAUUAGGUCUGAAUCCUCAAUAAUAAAUGAAACCAGGUGGCACCUGAAUUAUGAAGUAGUAGUGUUUGUAUCCAAGCUGCUACAGAGAAGCCAGCAAGAAUUUAUCAGCCAUUAUCGCAGCAACUGUGAAUGUCACUCUCUCAAGGCAGUUUUGAUAAGACACCAUUUGAUGAAUGACAAUAGUUACUUUAAUGAAUUAAUAAACUAUCCAACACAGAAGCGUUCUUAGACUGGCCAAGUUAAAAAUAGGAUGGGAAGAUUUCCACAAUCAAUUAUCAUAGCCUUAAAUGUACAGUUCACCCCAAGGUGCUCAAGGCACCAAAGAAAAAAAUUGGAAAGCUGAACAAAUGUCUCUUUCCAAAUAUCAUGACCCCGUUACUCAAGAUAAUCCACAGACCUUGUCGUGAGCAGUUUCAUGUAGGAGCUAUUUUCGCUCUACUGAACUACACCAGUAUCACUGCUAGCUCACAUAGCACCACUGAGCUAGCUAGUGUUACAGCUCAGCUGAGGAGGACGCCAUCUCGUCUGUGAGUAGAUGCACGCUUCCUUCUGUGCAGUGAUACAGUUGGUGGGUGUAGUUUGGUAGAACGAAAAUAGUUCCUAGUCCUAGUUUUAUUUGAGAGAAGGCAGACAUCUCUAUGGUCAAUAUCGCCAACACUCUGCAACUCUAGAUUGAAAAACAGCGCCGCAGGUUAGAGUAAAAAUGUGUUUUUGUUUUGGGGUGAACUGCCCCUUUAAGGCGAAUGCUCAAACGUCACAUUCGUAAACGUUCAGUAUCACCUCCAACUUUGAGGAUAAAAGAACAUAGACCACCAGAAACUACAUUCAGUUCAAAUCCUUUCCUUUGUGCUCCUAAUAAUGUCCACUCAUAGACACACAUACCCAUUUGGAGUAAACCUGCAUAUCAGAAGUGCCCAAGCAGGUUUUGUUGUGUCUGUAUAAAAGCGCUUUGGUUCCUAAUGCUGGUGAGAGCGAUCCAGAGGCCUGUGGUGCCCUCGUGUGGAGAGGAGCAGCAUUGCAGUUUUUAUGUUACAUAUAGGUUAGCAUGAACUAUGAGUUGUUGUGUUGCAGUAUAUGGUAUGAGUGGGUGUAAUCCUGCAUCCCACAAGAUAUGCAAAAACAAUGCAAUAACUAUGACUGUAUACAAGGUUCCAGAAGUAAAUAUACUUGUGAAAGUGAAAAAAAAAAACAAAAACAAUCAUGACGAUGUAUUUUUUUUUUUCUGUUUGUUACAUUUUUAAGUAAACUCAGUGGUUUCCAUGCCAGAGAAACCUAACAUACUUGAAAUCAGGUACAUUGCAGUGCAGUAUAGUAAAGACAUAUUUAUUUAUCUCUCUCGUGCCAUGGUGUUGGAUCUGCAUCUGCAGUUUGAAAUGUGUACUGAGACAUCGACAUGAAGUUGGUGUUUUUGCUCGCGCUUUAACAUCCAGCCAGUGUAGCCCCAGAGUGAAAAGCUGAUUGUUCAUUUUGAUGACUCAGCACCAAAAACGACUAACUUCACCUCCUUGACUCAAUAUGUGUUUGACUGCUUCCCUUUCUCGUGUUUAUUUCUGGUUAAAUGGAUCGAGCUACAUGGGUGUACCAUCAGUAUUGCAUGAGGUUCACAUGCUGACAUUGAACGUGCCAGGUUUUGCAGUCGUUUUGUUUUGAUCAGGUUAAGUAUCAUAUCACAUUAUGACAGAGUAGCUAUUUCUAUUCACUGUACAUAUGAUUGAAGUCAGUAUUUUGCCGAGGAGAGUUUGGAAGGUGAUUUUGCAUAUCUUGUGUCUUAUGGGCUCUUAGUUCAUUUCUGAUUAUUAACCCUGAGAAGCUCAUGUUUAUGUGAUUGUCGAAGGUUGAGAGAAAAGGCGGACGACAGUAUUCUUUCUCCCCAGUCUUUGCCUACGUGUUGCCAUUUCAACUUCUAUCUUUUCCUCCUCUGACAUGUGGAAGGUGGACCAGUGAGAAAAAUGUGUAUGAAAUGGACCAAAUUACUCAUAAUUAGGAUUUUUUUAGACAACAGAUAUUGGUGGAUUGAAAGGAAGGCUCAGGACAGACAAACAGACAGGCCACAGCUGCAUAGCACACACUUGGUUGGUUUCUUGCUAUAUUCAAGCACAAAGUGAACAAUAUACAUGAAAACAUCAACUUAAAAUCCACAGGUUAAACUGAAGCUGUGUUCCAAUUCUGUACCACACACUCACUCUAGGUAGGGGUGUUAGAAUAUACACUCGAGUAUUGUGAUGGUAUGUUUUCUAAUACUGUAUCGCUUACCCGACUGCUAGAUGACAGUGUUGUAAUCUGUCCUCAGCCGUUUGACUCUUACAUUACUAGUAUGUUACAGGGACUGUGAUAAAUACAAAUGCAGAUCCCGCUGCCUUGAUGCUUGAUGUCACACCCCUCCUGCCUAUUUCCAUUAUAUUCACGUCACCACACUGCUGUUCUUCAAAGCACAAGUGGUUGCCAGUUUGUUGCAUACUUCAUGGUCAAGUAGACAGCCUGUCAAAUGCUGAAUAUUUAAUGGUAGAAUAAGUGAUUCAUUUUGCAAUAUGUAGCCACACAUCAGCUAUAGACUUAGGUUACUUUGUGAGGUGGUGUAUCAAGGUUCAUCUAUGGCAAUCUAGGUAAUGGUUAGCAUUAGCUAGCUUUAGGUACCAUUGUGCCAUGACAACAAAGUUCCACCCUUAAUCAUUUUCUGUCUCAUCAUAUAUGAUAGUGAGAGGAAAAUACUUUAUAGGCUACAUUCCUUUUCUUUUUCAACCCUGAUUUAUAGUACUGAUGUUCUAAUGACCUGCCCUGCUCUUUCCCUCUCUCUGUUUAUCAUGAGACCCCCGCUGUCUCUCUGCCAAUGCCUUCACUAGGAGACUACUGCCAUGGGAGUGUGAGGUCAGCACCAGGAUAGGUAGUGAGUGUCCACCUGCACACACAGUAACAGGGCUAAGUGUUAGCAUUACACAGCUAAUGUUACCAAAGGGUUAUUAACAGUUUUAACCACAGAGUCAAGCCAUUUUGGUGCCGGUGUGAGUUUAAUAGAACUUUUUAAUGGUUAGGUGUUGGUUGUUAACCAGGCAGAUGUUGAACCAUGAGGAUUCUUAAUCACUGAUGACACCUAGAUACCACAUGAUACCAACGUCAUUAUACUAUUGGCUCACAAGUAGUGUAAGAGGCAGUAACUAAGCAUUAGAUACCUUACACGGAGGUAAACAAAACACUCCUUUUGGACCCGACAAAAUUAAACUUUUUAAAAUGAUUAAUUCACAAUCAUAAUAUUUUUUGGGGAAAAGCAAUGUAUUCUUUAUUAUUAUUAUUAUUAUAAUUAUUAUCCACAUAAAAAUGUUACCAAUAAAACCCACAAGAGUAAAAGAAGAAAGGUAGAGAUUCAUGCACAGUUUAAGUCUCAAGUAUGGAUCCAGCUCCAAAUGUGCUGGAUACUACAUCUCCCGUAAUUCCUUUUACACAUUUCCCACAUCAGAAUACAAAUGAUCAUGAAAAUUUGAAGUGACUGUUUAACUGGCAUUAGACGGCUUAGCAUUGAAUAGUUUAGCAUGCUGAUUCCUUGUAUAUCAACUGCAAAAACAUACAUUAUAAAUAUUGGUAUAUAGUCAUGUUGUACACAAGUAGUGUCUGUUAUGGAACUGGAACACAGCACAGGUGUGUUUUUUGUCCGCCCUGCCACUAACAGUCCUUUUUAACAGCUGACAUUUAGUGUAAUUAACAGAAACAGCACAGGUGCAACCAAUAACCUUAAUCAUGGCUUGUUCCCAUUUUGUUGUGCCAGUAAACCAGCAUGCAUCAAACCACAGCUGUGAAACUGGAUCCACUAAAUGGAAUGUAGCCGUUAUUAAUGAUAUUAGCCAUACCUGUGUUUUGUACGUCUGUUGUGUGUGUUUAUGUAGCUGUGGUCUGUGGCUCACUGUAGAUAGUUAGUAGCCAGUGUAUCAGGCUGAUGAACUGCAGCUGUGUCUGCAGCUAGUUAAACUGAAACCACACCCCUCUGCUGUAGAGGGUGCAGCUCAAAUUCAAGUAAUUUCCUCAAGUGGAAGAGAGAGUAAAGGCCUGGUAGAUGGAUGACAAUCUGUUGAUGACAAUAGGAAGCAUUGGGUGUUUGGAUGGAGAGUAUAUUUUGGGGGAUUGUUGAGGGUUUUUUCAUCAUGUCUGAAUUUCAGGGUGAUCUAAGUUCUCACAUGGUGAAUUAUAUAUCCAAGUAAUGUUUUAUGUGCAUGGGUUUCUCUCUCUAGGGAUAUUAAGUAUUGGUCCUUUGUGAAUGAUAAUAUCUUUUAUCUCACCACUAGCCAAUGAUUGUAUAUUUUUAUACACCAUUUACCAUAUUAUAGCAAGAAAUAUAUGAAUAUAUAUUAUAUUUAAUCACCAGAAUGUUAGAGUAAGGAACAGGAAGGACACUUAUUUGGAGAUGUAGCUAUGAAGAUGUGUUAUAUAAGCCUGCUGACUGAGGAUCAGUAAGAAUUUAUUGAACAAAGUCCUUCUAUAGUGACUGUGUUUUUGACCAAAAGGAACCAACAGGGAAUGAUGUUGUAUUUACUGAAGAUGAAACAUUUUACGUUUCAGCUGAUGGCAUACACACGAUGGGCUUUUAGGUUGCUUCACACAGGCUUGGAUGAUUCCCAGACUUUGUGGUGUUUUAGUCUGAACAAAUAUGGCCUCAUUUAAAGGUCCAGUGUGUAGGAUUUAGGGGGAUUUAUUAGCAGAAAUGAAAUACGACAUAAGAAGUAUGUUUUCUUGAGUGUGUAUUCGCCUGGAAAUAAGAAUCAGCGUGUUUUAAACCUUAGAAUUAGCCGCUUUUCAUCUACAAAGAGGGUGUUUCUCAAAGUCAAGGAAGGAUCCUGCAGAGGCAAGGCAAGAGUCCUCCCUAGCAUUCAGUGAACAUACAUCAGAACAGGCUAACGAGGGUCCCCAGGUGGACGUCAUUAACCCCCAGCAGACUGAGGGGGUUUCAGGGUACUGUGAUCAUUUUAGCACUCUAUGAUGUUGUACAAUUUUAAACAGAUGUAGCCAGUAUUUUCAGAGUCACAUGACUUUUACAGGAGGGGAGAUGGACACUUGGUGUUCCAUCUCUGUUGGAAAAUGAUUAAUUUAAAAACAUUUUUAUAGUAUCUAAUUCACGUUAUUCCAAAAAUUAUAUUAUUUUUUUUUAUUCAGCAUUGGACACGUUGGAAAGUGUAAAUUAUGAGGUUUCUGUCAGUAUUUUUUUCACGCUUGUAUGAUAAAAACUGGAGAUAUUAAUCCAAAUAAAUGACAUAUUAAUCUAAAUCCUGCUGUGCUCCACUGCCGCAGGUUUCAUUGAAGGGACACCGCCUUCACUUCCAGUAAAUCAUGUGCACAGCAUUAUGGGGAUUUUAUACCCCCGGAGGAUACACACACGCAUCCUUGGAAUUUCUCUGAAAGAAGGAUUCGGUGAAAUUCAGAAGGAACCUUGACAUUGGAGCAGUCCUUCAGCGCGGGUCGAUGAUGUCGCCCUCUUGAAAUUCGUCCGUUUGAGGAUCCUUCCUUGACUUUGAGAAACACCCCAUGUCCCAGACAUCAUUGACCAGCCUUUGUUGUCGUCCAUGUUGUCUGCCAUGUUGACCCACCAAGCUUCUACAGUAGCCCAGAACGGACAAACCAAACACUGGCUCCAGAUUGGGCUAAUCGUGUUUUUGCGUUGGCUACCAUGGUUAGCAGCGAGCUGUGAUGAGCAACGUCGGAAAAAAGCUGAUUUUUUUUAAGGUGAAACUGCUUUGUUCUGUGUGGUUACUGGUUUUAAUCACCUGGUUCGUUGGUUUUGGAGAGGAAGAGACCUCUGCGGAGAAGUCAUCUUCCAAUAAAAACCUACUAAACAAUGAAGGAAUCCCAACUGGGAGUUCUCACUUGGCCCUCGGGAGAAGUUUCAGCUGGUUGCAAUCUCCAAUCCUUACUGCUAGAUGCUACUAAUUCCUACACACUGCUCCUUUAAAUAUCAUUAGCUGCAAAACACAAACAGCCAAAUGACAUAAUUAACUACAGCCACAUUUACUGGAAAUCUACCCAUUAUCAGCGAUGUGACUCCAGAAGUAGGAGGCUCUUUGUUCAGCUUUUAAAGACACUAGGGUUCAGAGAUAAACGCCAAAUUUCACAAUUUGACUUUAAAACAUUUGAGCAACAGAGAGCUCUGAAACAUGGCAUGUGUUUGCUUUGCUUCGUCUAUGUUUCGUGAAGUUAGCAGAGAGACAUUAACAUACCAGCAACCUGUCAGCGCAGGUCAACAUCUGGACAUUAUCCUACUGUAGCACCGAGAGACCUGUCUCGCUUUCACUAGUCCUACAUCAGCGACACACACGUAUAUACUGUACACUUUUUCAGAUGCAUUAUCAAAGACAUCAAACCAAAAAACUCCACCUGUCAAGGACUAGAUCUCUCUACGCUUUGAGCCGUGAAAAUCAUGUAGCUUCUAUUUUUUUCUCUUUCAGGAAAGGAAGUAGAGGACUUGAACUGCGUCUGUGUAGAGAAACUCUCAUUGAAUGCAGGCAGGGGAGUGAAGCAGUUAAGUGACUGACCAACUAAGUCAUUUUGUGUUUAUGCAGCAAUGUAAAAAGGAGAAAAUAUAAACUUUUGGGGCGGUGUGGGGCAGAUUUGAUCUAAAAAUGUUGAAUUUAUAUUCUGCAUCUUGACAGUAAGGGCGAUGAACUAUUUUGUGUCUGUGUGGACAACCGAAAACAUUUCAAGCUGCUCAGUAUUAAGAAAAGAUGUCAUCCAACAUGCUUUAACAGAAAUAGUGUUUUACACACCAUUUAAAAAGUAUUAGAGUUGUGUGUUUAUCUUUAACUAUACACAUAUAUGUGUUACUUAUCGAUUUAUCAGAGAGUGGGGCUGUUAUACGUUCUGUCUCGGGCACUCAGAUCUCCUCAUGUGGACGUACCAUCGUUGCAACAGAUGCACGUUAUAUUUUCUUGUAACCCGAAGUGGUUGUCGAUCAUUGUUUGAUUCUGAUGAGAAAUAUUUUAAGAGGACUAUUUUGAAUAUAGAUUUUAUUUUCCUUUUUUUGUAGGUAAAAAGCAUAGCCUGUUGUAGUAGGAAUUACAUCUGAUUAAAACAUGAAUUCCCUUUUCUGGAGAAACAAGAGAGGAUCGUCUCUUUGUUUUUCUCUUGUACAGAACUUAUUUCGACAUCAACGCCAAUGGACGCUUUGGGAAAAGGAACAGGAAGCAAAAGAGGGAAUAUAUUAUACAUUAUAAGUACAAGUUUAUAUUGCAAGUGUCUUCUAUUUUAGAUAUAUACAGAAAAAUUAUAUCUAAAUUAUAUGAUAUUAAUUGAUAGUUUGGAGUCGGACUUUGCUGAGGAUCAAAACAAAUUUCUUUGAGGGAAAAUGCCCACAUCAGGUUUGGGAGGUGCCAUAUUGUUAUAUGCGUGCUGGCGUUUUCUAUAUGGGACCCAGAGGGCAAACGUUUAAUGGUUUCGCCCUCAGAUGAAUGUUUCCAUUAGCUUUACAAAUCAUUAUCGAUAAGUUUCCUUUUUGUGAUAGUUAGCAUUUGUCUGUGUGUUGCCAGUGCAGAAGCAGGGUUUUAAACUCAGUCAUGAAACUCCUGGAAAAGUUAGGAAACUACAAAAAAAUGUUCUCCAGGCUUGGAAAAGUUUGAAUAUACAUUAUAUAAAAAAUCUGAAAAACAUGGCCAACAUAAUGCAAAAUACGUCCUCCAUAUUGCUAUCAUUGAAACGUCACUAGCAUCACCUAAUUGGCGUAUGCAGCUAGUUGGCAGCAGGAGCUAGUAAAGUUAGCAAGCCCUAGCAGUGUGCUUAUCCACAAAUGCCUGGGAAGUACGUUUAUAAUAAUGUACAGCUUUCAAAUGACAAAUAUAAGACAUGACCUCAGAGAGAGGUGGACCCUAGCUGCGCUGGAUGUGGGCUCUGCACCAAAACGUUUGACGUUGGCAACAUGGUGGUAGCGUCUCUGGUCAGCCAUGCUAGAGGGAUAGAGCAUCAAGACAACCAGCAAGCUGCUUAACAGACGAAUAAUUCGUAAGUCGUAGCUAGGCCAGAUAAUGUUAUUGUUUUGUGUCUACUAUGUGUUGACAUAAAGACAUUCCAUACCAUAUUCCACACUACAUUUUUGCUAAAAUAUAUGUCUUUUUACUGGAGUAAGACGGACGUUUAUGCCCCCUGAUAAACACUAGGCCUAAUGUUACCUGUUUAAAACUACUUAAAUAAAGUCACGGAAAUUGGGUAAAAUAUUAUGAAAAGGUUCUGGAAAAAUAUUUUAAUUCAUUGUUAAAAAUGUGUGUAAAACCCUUUGAACAGAGGUCAUCCAAUACGAUUACAAAACUUUUAGACUUUAGACACCUGAAGAGUUAAUUGUGAAUCUUGAUCAGUUAUUUAAAACUUAGGCAUCAGGCUGGGAAAUUAUCUUUAAAAGUAAAAUUUAAAUGCAAAAUUGAAUUAAUAAGACAUAAUAGUAUGGAUUUUGGAGGCAAAUUUAAUCCAGUGUUGAAACCAUGGAUAUAUAAAAGAGAUCUGGAUACAGCGUUGAAGGUAGGGCCCAGCUCAUUCUUGUGAAAGCUGCUCAGUGGUGCAUGAAGCCAAAAAAAUUGGAGUUUCUGGGUGUAAAAUUACCCAGACCUCCAGCAUCAUUGGGCCCAUAGCGCAGAUGAGACUUUCGAAAGCAAAGUGACUAAUUUCCAGUUUAUUUAUUUAUUCAUGCGGCUCUUCUAGACUUUCCAAAUGUUAUCGGACUGAAUGGAUCAGAUUCCAAGAGUGAAACAAGUCUUGUGGGAGUUGUGGCGCACAAAUACAAUGUAAUCCAAUGUAAGUCUAAUGGAAAAUGUCUUGAACCCAAUGCCAUCUCAUGACGGACCCAGAGGUUGUAAAUCCACAUCAGUCCACUACAAAAAUUGGCUUAAGGGCCUGCGCACUUCCUGGGGGCCUGGUUAAAACCUUGAUCAGUACUGAAGGAAUCUCUGCAUAUUGUCCUGCACUGGCUCAUACUGUAGUAACACUUAUAGAUGCAUGUAAAGUCCUUAGCUAUCAGUCUCGGGAAAAUUUGAUUGGUUCCCUCGAGAUGAUGGUGAGGAACAAAAAUAUGAUUUACUUACUACCCUCUUCCUUUUUUUCCUGGGCUGUUGAGCCCUGAAAUGAACCAAAUAGAUGAUAUUUGCUUGCCUAAUAGAUUUAGAAAUGACAUAAAUGAUAAUUAGAUAGCACUCACACACUGUGUAGCAGCACCUACAGCAGCACCCCAUGUGAACUUCUAGGACUGUUAGUAUUGUACGGACCUUGAAAGCCUCAUGUUUAUCGCUCAUUCCUUCUCUUAUUGUUACUCAGACACUUAAAUAAAUCAUAAAGGAGAUCCCUGUUUGCACAUGUUAGAGUAUCUGACACAGAGGUCGCUCUUUGUGUUUCACUUUUACGGAGAGGGCUGCACUCACAAGCCUGUUGAUCGAGGAGAGGAGUUCUCUGUACCAGCUCGUGUUUCUUCAGGAUAUUACUCCAGCUCUAGAGGCGUGGCAGCAGCUUCACGAUGCAGACUUCCUGUCGUAAAGUAGAACGUCUGUGCCUCCCUGCAUCUGCUACUUCUCCCUGAUUUUACUGAUAAGAGCUACUUGCACCACGAAUGAUUUCAUCCCUUGAAUGUAGGACACAGUGGUGUUCUUGCACAUCUGGAAAAUCCACAUUAAGUAUUUGAGAGUUACACAAAAGGCUUAUGUUUGUUUCUUUUGUUGGCAGCCCUCAGUGGAAGAAAAUAGCAGCUAUCAGUUUUGACCACCACAGACUUAGAAAAUCUGAUUUUAACUCUCUGUCGACACUCGGAUCUUUACAAACUUUAAUCCCAAGUGUCUUCCUAAGUAAGCCACAUUUGCCCACAAAGAGUUCAGCAGGUCUUGUGUGCCUGUGUGUGUAUAUGCAGCGAUGUCAUGUACAUUAUCAGUGUUUUCUUCCGUGAGUUAGUUCUUGCUGGUGUGGGACGCCUCUUUAACAGCAUGCAGGCGUCGACUGAAUUUUUUGUUACCCAGGCAGGGUGAUGAUUCAGUGGCAGGGGACCCACAGCUCCAUAUACAGUAGUGUUCAACGAAGGCUUUUCUGUUCCUUAUUUACUGGGUAAAUGCCAUGGCUAUGUGGCUCUGUUCUCCACUGGUCAGUAGUGUCUUACGAUCUUGUCCCUAGUCUUAGUUCACUACUCAUGCAAAGUGUUAAAGGGCCUUUGACAGGAUUGAGCUGUUUGUUUGUUUCUGUUCCUUUCUGUCUGAGAGAGAAGUCUGUUAUUAUUUUUGAGAGAGGUGUUCACACAGAGACCAAUUUGUUGUAAUAUUAGUAGUGACGCUACUGUUAAAUGUAGUAUUUAAUAACAGCACUAUUUAUGGUCAAAAAAAAUGAACUAGAGUGUGUUAUUGUACUUGCGGUAGCUUUGGAGGCAGGUGGUCAUUUUGUAACUGUUCUUUAACAUAAGCCACUCCCCCCCUCCACUGCGAGGGAUUCCAUUGGUUCUGAGGUUGCUAGGUGACACUGGCCCAACAUCAUUUGGUUUCCUCAGUUACCAUUUGUCUCCUCGGUGACGACUGCAUGGUCUCACAGUUGACACUCCCUUUUUCUUUCUUCUUCUUCUUCUUCUUCUUCUGCUUCUCUUUCUUUUUUCUAAAGGAGAGGUUUUUUUGGUUUGUUUUGGUUCAUUCACUUCAUUUUACAUUUUAGAAAGGGAAAGAAUACAAAUGAAAUAAAUCAGAAUAUUAAUUCAAUCACUUUUUCUACUCCUAUUUUCAAUAAAAAGUGAAACGAAAAAAACCAAACAAAAAGUUGAUUUGUAAAUAAGUAAUGUACAGUUUGUAUCUGUAACUUGUCAGUCUGUCAUUGGUGACAGAGUCUGUCUUGCUUAUAACGCACGCUACCAGUAAAUAAAAAAAGGAAAAAGUAUAUUUAGACUGUAUGGUCCCUUGAAAGCAAGUUUUAAAUUAAUAUCUGAUGUAUAUUCCUGUAACAUUGCAUUUUUAUCUGAGGAAUGAUGUUAUUAAAAAAUUGCAAAUAAA